UUUCAUUUUUCAGGGGCCUUUUCGAAAAUGAAAGUAGCCAUCUGAUUGGUUGCUAUGGGCAACUGGUCAGCUUUCCCUCUGCACAUGUUUUGAUAAAUCUCCCCCAUAGUGCUUUUUCUGCCACAGAUUUAAAAUGGCAUUUCCUCCGUACAGAAAUGACACAGCCUUUUAUACACAGGACUUUAACAUCUUCCCUUAGCAGUAAAGAUCGAUUGUAGACCAAGGACGGACAUCUAAAAAGUUUAUUUCCUCUGUUGUGGAGAUGUCAAAGUUGGACACCUACCAAACCACGUCUGACCAUCAGGAGGGAAUAAAGACGAACACUCCACAAACUAUUACAGUGUCUCCCCCACUCAACCAGGAUGAACAGAACUAUUGCCAUUCACAUUGUUCCUUUAUUGAAGAGGUGAUAUGCAAAGUUCCUGGAAGUCUCAGAAUACAUCCAUCAUUAUGGAGCAAGGAUGAUGUUAUUCAAUGGCUACGAUGGGCAGAGGAAGAAUACUCACUAGAGAAAACAGAUGACAGCAAGUUUGUAAUGAACGGAAGAGCUCUGUGUAUUCUUACAAAGCUUGACUUUAAAGCCCGUUCUCCUAGUUCAGGUGAUGUUUUGUACGAAUUACUACAGUGCAUUAAGAACCACAGGCAGGGGCUAGUAAGGCAUUCUUUCUUCCGCCAUUGUAUAAGAAAUAUUCACGAUUUUCAACUUCAGACCUGCUUAGAGACAACAUCAGAAAACUCCCAAUUAACUUCACGGACUAUACAUCCGGCUGCUACAGAGAGUGCUGACGAGGAUGUACCUCUCAAUCUUUGUCAAAGGACACAAGGAACACAAACCAAGAAAAGUGCUACAGAAGACAAUGACAUUGUGGAUGGAAAAAUAAAAGGUAAAUGUAAAAAUUGCAGGUUCCUGUGGGAUUAUCUGCACAAGCUUCUUGAUGACAAGCGCUAUGAAUCAUCCAUUAUAUGGGAAGAUAAAGAAUUAAAAAUCUUCAGAGUGGUGAAUCCAAACAUGCUUGCUGCAUUCUGGGGUAAUCACAAGAACCGCCCCAACAUGACCUAUGAGAAGAUGUCAAGAGCCCUGCGACAGUACUACAAAAAAAAACCUUUUGAAAAAAGAAGUUGGAAGAAAGCUAAGUUUCAGGUUUCUGAGGUCACCUAGAAAAAGUCGUGCUUUACAGAACACAUUGGAAGCAAAAGACACGCUUGGCUCCAAUGAGGAUGUCUUUCUUUGAGUUAUUUUACUAAGGGAGUAUUUAUGUCUGGGACUUUAUGAAUAGAAAUACAUUGUGGAUUGUGUAUGAAUCAGACUACACUAAGUUAAUACACUACUUGAUGUUUGUCACUGAUACAAACAAUAUGACAAGAAUCUAUGACAGUGGUCUUCAACCUGCGGACCUCCUGAUGUUGCAAAACUACAAUUCUCCCAUGCUGGGAGUUGUAGUUUUGCAACAUCUGGAGGUCUGCGGGUUGAAGACCACUGAUCUAUGAGAUCAUAUCCAUGCUAUAGUC
This is a messenger RNA of Hyla sarda, 1509 nucleotides long. RefSeq names its product transcription factor ETV7-like. Gene Ontology annotation, biological process: regulation of transcription by RNA polymerase II; cell differentiation. Gene Ontology annotation, molecular function: sequence-specific DNA binding; DNA-binding transcription factor activity, RNA polymerase II-specific. The coding region runs from base 263 to 1159 and encodes 298 amino acids. The transcript has 10 exons. The record is from RefSeq and is a predicted model, not a curated record. NCBI's taxonomy places the organism in Eukaryota, Metazoa, Chordata, Amphibia, Anura, Hylidae. Gene Ontology annotation, cellular component: nucleus.